Molecule: messenger RNA, 1335 nt
Organism: Podarcis muralis (Common wall lizard)
Lineage: Eukaryota; Metazoa; Chordata; Lepidosauria; Squamata; Lacertidae
Gene: SMIM24
Product: small integral membrane protein 24
Source: RefSeq, a predicted model, not a curated record
UUGAAGGGGAUGAGAAUGCCACAGAUGCAGCCGGGAUCUGUUUCGUGUCCACCUGCAUGCGAAAGCAGAGCGGCUUGUUCCUUUCCCCGGCCGAACCCUCGUUCCACGGGCAUCUCACGUGAAGGCAGAGCUGCCCGACGGAACUGCCAUUAUCAAAUGCACUUUGAUUCAGAGUCCAGAGUUAAGCCUGCAAGGAAAGUAGAUAUCUCCUGUCUCACACACAUGAAUACAGAAACCAGGAAGGACAGACCUGCCUCGCCGAACAGCAAAUAUCGAAGCAACGCGAUGGAGCCGUUCGCAUACCUGCCUCUGCUCCUGGGAAUUUUCUUCGCCCCCUGUGCCCACGGCCAAGGCGCCGUGACGAGGACCACAAACGGCUCCAGCGGUCUGCAGCCCUGGCUGGUGGGCCUUGCCGCCGUCCUCGGUUUCCUUGGCGUGAUAUUCGUGGCCUCCCUCAUCAAUCGCUUCUUCUUCUCCAAGAAAAAGGAUGGCGAAGGGAAGUCGAUGAGCACCGACCUUCGCCCAGGCAACAUUUACGACAACAUCGCCAUGGAUCCCGAAGAGGGGAGCUCUCACGAAAAGGAGCUAGAUAGCGACAAGGUGACCAGCAUGUAAAGUCCGGCUUGGGGGGGUGAAGGAUGAGGACGGCAGCCGGGAGCCAAUGUGACUGGCCGCAUGGUGCCGAAUUCCCCCGUUCGGCCCAGCUCCGACACCCUCUCCGAAUCUUGACUGCCUCUGGCUCUGGGGAUAAGGGGAUUUCAGUUCAUUCAUCCCCCCAAAUGCAGCCACAACAAUCUGGACGUGAUUAUAUCCAAGAUUGUGCCAAGGGUCUGUUCCGGCGAGAGUGGGGGGUGUCCCAGGGAGAUGCUCUGACAAUACCAGCCAAGAAGGUGCAAAAGGAAGCGGAAACUGCUGUGAUGAGUGCCGAUUCGAACCCAGAGCAGCCCUUUGAAAUGACUCCAAGGAAAACCUUCAGAAGCGUCCCUAGAAGCAGUUCUCCUGCACAGUCUCCCGAACCCUGAUCUUUAAACGUAGCAUUUCUCUGUUUUGUGUGAGAGAUGUGGGAAUGCCUCUACAGCGGUCCCUUGGUUCUCAAACUUCAUCCAUCCCGGAAGUCCGUUCCAAAACCAAACUCAAGGCGCACUGCUUUCCCGUAGAAGGGAAUGCAAAACGGAUUAAUCCGUCCCAGGCUUUUAAAAACAGCAAUUUGACAUGGACUUUGCUAUCUGACGAGAUGGCCGAUCCAUAAAAUGAAAGCGAUAAACAAUGUGCUGCCGCCACGCCAUCAAUCCAUCAGUAGCUGAACCGGGUUCCGCACAGUCGCGAAAACAAAAC